Hylaeus volcanicus is the source of this 1627-nucleotide messenger RNA. RefSeq lists its product as uncharacterized. The transcript has 13 exons. Gene Ontology annotation, molecular function: DNA binding; ATP hydrolysis activity; ATP binding. The record is from RefSeq and is a predicted model, not a curated record. Lineage: Eukaryota; Metazoa; Arthropoda; Insecta; Hymenoptera; Colletidae. Bases 122 to 1138 code for a protein of 338 amino acids. Gene Ontology annotation, biological process: DNA-templated DNA replication; DNA repair. Gene Ontology annotation, cellular component: nucleus; DNA replication factor C complex.
CAGCUUGCGCCACAGAUACACAGGUCAUUUCCUAUAUUAAUCACACUAAUUUUUUCGCAGGCUCGUUGAACCACCCACGCUUUCCUAAAAUCGUUUAUUUUCAGUAGAGUUACAACAAACGAUGCAAGGCGUAUCAAACAAAUCAUCUGACCUUUUAUGGGUGGAAAAAUAUCGACCGAAAACCAUCAAUGAUAUAGCUUAUCAAGACCAUAUUAAGCGAAUGUUGAUGGAUGUUAUUACUACAGGCCAUAUGCCGCACUGUUUGUUUUAUGGACUUCCGGGAACAGGGAAAACGUCCGCUGCUCUUGCUCUCUGUCAUCAGUUAUUCGGUUCUGCCAAUUUUAAACGGCGUGUAUUGGAGUUGAACGCCUCAGACGAAAGGGGCAUUUCAGUCGUACGUGAUAAAAUAAAAGCAUGGGCUCAAAUUCUUGUGGGUGCCAAUAAGGUCUCGAGUGAUUCGCUCUCGACUAUUGAUUGGAAAAUCGUAAUUCUUGAUGAGGCUGAUAUGAUGACAUCGGAUGCUCAAUCGGCUUUACGGCGUAUCAUGGAAGAUUAUGUGAAAACCACUCGUUUUAUUAUUAUUUGUAACUACAUUUCUCGCAUUAUAGAUCCUAUCGUAAGCCGAUGUGCAAGAUUCCGUUUCAACCCUAUUGAAUUGGUUAUUCAACAGGAACGAAUUAGAACGAUAGCGAUUAAGGAAAAUGUUACUAUAGAAGAACAGGCUGUUAAAAGAAUUUGUGACAUUUCUGAAGGCGAUUUACGCGUUGCAAUUAUGCUUUUACAAAGUUCUUCUACAUUAGUUACAGAGGAUGAAGUGCUUACUUGCGAAAAUGUAGAAGCUGUAGCUGGGAUUCCUUCUAUAAAUUUAUCAAAGGAAUUAUUGAAGGAAUGUGCGUCUGCCAAACCUACAAAGUCUUUUAUAGAAUUAGAAGAAUCAGUGACGUUUGCUGGUUGGGAUAUCAAGCAGAUUAUGCGUCAAAUAUUGCGUCUCGUAAUUGAAAGUAAUGAGUUUGAUGAUAUUUGCAAAGCAUCUAUCGCUGAAGGAAUAGCAACUGCACAAUUUCGUUUAAUACAAGGAGCUUCUGAAUCCCUUCAACUUCUUGAAAUUUUAAUGCUAAUAAAUCGGCAGUGCAACUAGAAAAUUUAUAAGAAUAAUAAAAAGUGCACAACGUUAACGUUUCCGAUCGAUUGACUCAGUCGUCGAAAACAAGCAUAAUCACUUCUUCCUGGCCUUCAUUUGAUUAUUACUUUGCUCUUCACCAUCUAUACUUCUGUACUCAUACUAGAUAAGACGUUUGGAGAGCAAAGGUUUUUUAAUAAGAAACUAUAGAAUGUUACAAUAGUUAUUUUUAAGACCCAUGCUUUAUUGUUAUAUAUUAAAGGCUGAAUAGAAAUACGAAGAUAAAAUUUCAACAGGAUGGUUUACAAGGCUCAAAGUUUUUUUUUGAGUCACAUGCCAUUUUUUUCCAACGUCUCGCACUUAAACGAUAAAUUUAGUGUACGGAACGACUUAAUUAUUAUCACGUCAUCCAACCCAAUGUUUUCUACAAAGCUUGAAUGUUUUCAAAGCAUAUCUUUUGACUGAUUUCAAAGUGGAGUGGAGACAAUUGUUGAGCUAGUUAGUCAU